AUGCAUAAGGACAUCCUAACUGAGAAUAAGAUGGACAUCCUAACUGAGAAUAAGAUGACAGAACUAUCACAUGAGAAUCCCGAUCUGUGGACAGAACGCUUCUUCAACCGCAAAUGUUGCAUCACAUUCCUGACUGGUUGCUACAGUUGCCACUGGCAAUACAGAGAGUGGGAAAGAACUGAACUUGGAUCUUGUUGCUGCUCUUGGAAAGAGCAGAUUUUUUAUGUAUGCCUGGUGAUUUCAUUCAUCUUGUCUGCAAUUUUUCUGUUCGUGUGGGCAGAAACCUCCAAUGAAUACAAUAGCUUUGACUGGGUUGUUCAUCUAGGGACAAAACAAUGGUUCUUGUGGUCCAUUGUAAUAUUGAGUACCGCCGGGAUCAUGGCUGUCUACACUUUGUUGCUUUUGAUAGUUAGUUGUUUUUUGCUCUGGGAAAGGAUUGAAUUAUAUCUGCAUACGUGUCAUAAGGUCCUCAUUUUUCUAGUAAUGCUGCUGUGCUCCUUCUUACUAGCUGUUUUAAACAAAUACUGGAAAGACAAGUGGCUGAUAGCUGGGCUGUCACUGCAGAUCUUUGCUCCCUUUGUGCACCUGAGCCUCCUAACUGUGAUGAUUAUCCUUUCCUGGCCUCUAGCCAUCGGUAUGGCCCACUUGGAAUCAGAAGUUAGAAUAAGAAGAUACAGGAUGUCAGGUUACGAGAAUGAAAUCCUGGAGGGAUGUCAUAUAUUCACAAGGUUAAAAGCUCUACAAAUAGCUGUUGGAUUGCCCUUCCUUAUUAUUCUUUUAUGUCUUUAUUUGAUGCCAAUGGGGAUUUAUUCUCCCUGCGUUCUGAAGAAGAAGGAUUUAGGGCCUAAGCCUGCCUUCUUUGGACACAGAGGUGCACCCAUGUUGGGGCCAGAGAAUACCAUCAUGUCCUUUGAGAAGGCCGUUGAACAUGGUGCCUAUGGCCUGGAAACUGAUAUAUACGUAAGUUUUGAUGAGGUGCCUUUCCUCAUGCAUGACUAUGACUUGAUUAGAACAACCAAUAUCAGAGAAGUUCUACCAUCAUCUGCUUUUAAUCACACUGCCACCUUCAAUUGGACUUUCCUGUCAACUCUGAAUGCCGGCAAAUGGUUCCUAAAGAAUAAGCCGUUUUUUGGCAUAAAACCUUUAUCAGAGGCUGAUAAAAGAAGAGCAAGCAACCAAUCAAUUCCAUCGCUGCAUCAGUUUUUGGAACUUGCAAAAAGGGAAAGAAAGUUUGUGAUAUUUGAUCUUUUCGGCCCUCCACCAAAGCAUCCUCUCAGAAACACAUUUGUACGAAAAGUAGUAAAGGUCAUCCUUGACUCCCAAAUUGAGCAACAUCUGAUACUUUGGUUGCCGGGUUUUGAUAGAGACUAUGUCAGGUACAAGGCUCCUGGUUUUCAGCAAGUGGGUCGUUUACUAACUAUUGAUGAGCUUCAGAAAGAUAAUAUUACUAUAAUAAAUGUUGACUAUAAAAGGUUGUUGUAUCGUGGUUUGAGACAUUAUAAGGCAGCUAAAAUCCACAUCAAUAUGUAUGUUGUCAAUGAACCUUGGCUCUAUUCAUUGGCCUGGUGUCAUAGGAUCAACUCUGUGACCACAGACAACAUCCAGAUCCUGAGUCAGCUUAGUCACCCUCUCUUCUUCAUGACACCAGGAUACUAUACAUUCAUGUGGCUUUUCCUGGAUAGUACUUCUGCAAUUAUCAUUGGCUUUGUAUUUUAUUAUAACUGGAUGAAAGAGCUUAGAAAAGAAAGGUGGCUUCAAGCUGAUGCCACUGUAUCUGCAGGUAAUGAGGGCAUAAAUGUCCCAAAAGGAGAACCUGAGACUCAAAGAGCUUCAAAGUUACUUGAAAAUCUUCCUGCCUGAAUAGUAAGAAGUCCGUGGACUCCAGAAGUCCACUAUGAAAGCUCAACCAGGAGUGCCAAAGCCCCCAAGAAGAAACCAAUGCCAUUCAAGAACACAGUUAAAAAACUAAUGCUCACUGGGGGCUUUCAGUACACCCAAACACCUGCCAGGGGGCCUUCCUCACAAACCAUCAUGAAGGAUGACAAAUUGGCAGGAGUCUUCAUAGAGGACUCCCAUGCCAAAACCCACCAAAAGACUCCCAUGUUGGAUUCUUCUGAAGAAAGCUAUGAAACACUAGAUUCCAGCAUUUCCACUAUCUCCUAUAAGAUGCCUUUAAAGAAGAAAUAACCUUGUCCCCUUCUUCUUUUCUGUGUAUCUAAGUAUGGUGGUGGCAGGGCAUGGUCAAGCUCACACAGGGGCCUUUGAGGCUUUCAGGGGAAGCACCCUGGCCCAACCUCUAUAAGGGAUGCACCUCAGGAGACAGGCUGGGGCAAACAGUGAUGCAUGGUCAUGGACCUGGAGCUGGCUGUUUUCUGGGUUUGCAGGGUUGUCUCGUCUUUUAUUUCUGUUAUACUUUCUGCUGAAGGAGUGACUGGUCAUGUCAGUUUGUAAUAAAAGCACCUCUCAGGAAGUCAGUGUGUU
Cricetulus griseus (Chinese hamster) is the source of this 2481-nucleotide messenger RNA. The record is from RefSeq and is a predicted model, not a curated record. NCBI's taxonomy places the organism in Eukaryota, Metazoa, Chordata, Mammalia, Rodentia, Cricetidae.